Culex pipiens pallens (northern house mosquito) is the source of this 3406-nucleotide messenger RNA. RefSeq names its product protein TIS11-like. Gene Ontology annotation, molecular function: metal ion binding; mRNA binding. The coding region runs from base 790 to 2115 and encodes 441 amino acids. The record is from RefSeq and is a predicted model, not a curated record. Lineage: Eukaryota; Metazoa; Arthropoda; Insecta; Diptera; Culicidae. The transcript has 4 exons.
AAAGUCAGUUCAGUUUUGAAACGAGCGGCGUACAGAGUAGAGGUAGCCAAUUUCGCACUCCCGCAUCAGAUCAUCAUCAAUAUAGUCAAAAACGUUGAAUUUUGUUAGCAAACACAACAACUGAAGUUCAAGCCAAGUUCUAAGUCCCAGUCUGACUGGAUUUUGGCCAACAGUCGGGCAAACAGAAACAAUCGUAACCGAUUCGCGCGGCAAGCGUUCAGAAUUCUACCAGAAGUCGAGCCGAAUUCGCGCGUUUCCCGGUUUUAAAAAGAGUCGUGCGGUCGUCGAUCGAAACGGAAUUUCGCUACCUGUGUACAUUCGUCGCCGUUUUUUAAGCAAUUCGUCGAAACGGUUCAGCAAACCAGAAGUCUCGCAAAAAAAGAAGAAGAGUGGUUUGUUGAAAAGUCGGAAAAGUUCCAAGGAAAAUCGGAGAGAAAAAAAGCCAAAAGUGCAAGAGUGCAGUGAGAGAAAAUCAUUCUUUGCAGCAAGGCAAAAAUAGUGCAUUUUCUGAUAACACCAAGGCGAAAGCAAAGGAAAUCCUCUGCGAAAAGAAGAAGAAAAAGCAGCAGUCAAAGUGCGCAUGUGAACGUGAAAAUUUUCGUUCGGAAAAACCAGUGCAAGUUCCGGGAAGCAAAACGAGCAGAAGAAGAAGAAGCUCAAAAUUUGAAGUUUUUUCGGUGAAACGGCUGAUCGAGCAAAACUAGAAGCUGCGUCAACGGAAGAAAUCGUACGCGACCCGAAGAAGAACAGAAACCUGCAGGCAGAACGAACGAACGAAGAUCCCGGAGAAUGUCUACCGCGAUAAUGCACACCGGGGCGUUCUACGACUUUGGUGAUUUUACACUGAAGAAUCAAACAAACUCCAGAAGCACAGCGCAGAUGAUUUCGAACAGCACAAACAGCAGCAGCAGCAACAGCAGCAAUGCAUCCAGCACCAGCUCCAGUAGCACCAGCCAUCACCACAGCCAGCAGAUCCUGCUGCAGCAAACCUUUACCCACCAGCAGCAGCAACAUCCGCACCACCACAGUCAACACCACCAGUCCCACCAGCACCACUCCUCGUCCCACCCCCAGCAGCAGCAGCACACCGCUCGUCAGCUUCUGAUCCACAAUGCUCUCACGCGGACCACGUCCCACCCGGUGACGACGUCGAACUCUUCGUCGUCCUCGUCCAAUUCCGCGUCGGCCGCCACGAUGGAGUCGCUGAUUGAGCUGCUGCGGAUGUCGACGGCGGCCAGUGCGGCCGUGCUGGCGCAGUCCGGCAAUGGGAGUGGGAGCAACGGAGCGAGUGGGGGUGGUGGCGGAGGUGGCCACCGGAAGCUCGAGCGAACGCAGUCGGAGCCGCUGCCGCAGCAGGUCAAUACGUCGAGAUACAAAACCGAGCUGUGCCGACCGUUCGAGGAGGCCGGCGAGUGCAAGUACGGCGACAAGUGCCAGUUUGCGCACGGCAUGCAGGAACUGCGCAACCUCCAGCGUCAUCCAAAGUACAAGACCGAGCUGUGCCGCACGUUCCACAGCGUCGGCUUCUGCCCAUACGGCCCUCGCUGCCACUUUGUGCACAACGCCGAGGAAGCCCGCAACCACAACCGCUCGGUGGCGGCGUACCACGCCCAGCUUGCUGCGGCCGCCGCAAGUGGCCAAAGUCAGUCCCAGGCAGCGGCAGCUGCCGCCGCUGCGGUCGCUCAACUGCAGCACUCGGCCGCGCUAAUUCAGCAACGUCAGCAGCAGCAACAGCAACACCAGCUGCCGCUCAGUCCGGCCCUGUCCAUGUCGACCGGUUCGGACCGCGGAUCGUCGCCGAUCGGAUCGCUAUCGCUGUCGCCGACCACGUCGAUGGCCAGCUUCUUCCCCGAGCAGGGCAGCCCCACAUUCCCACCGACGUCGUCGAACCAGCAGCAGCAGCAGAGUGCGUUCAAUUUCCCGGCGUCGCCUCCGGCCAGUCCGAUUGACCACCAGCACCACCAGCAGGUGUCGCCGAUGGCCACUCCUCCGCCGUCGUCGCCGUCGCUGGUGCUGAAGCAGCAGCAGCAGCAGCAGGAUCUGGGUGAGGCCCGACUUCCGGUGUUUAACCGGCUCAGCUCAACGGUGGACGCGUUCACCAAUCUGAUGAUUUAGGGUGGAAAUGGUUCUUUUCGGUGUUUCUGGGCGUGGGGAAAAAACGCAAGCAAGCAAGUCUAAAAGCGCAUAUUUAUACACACAAACACACAUUUACCUUUAAAGAGAAAGAGAAGAAAAAAAAACCGAAAGAAAAAUAGAAAAAGUUGCACCCCAUCCCUUCUAGAAGCGAAUGCGCGUAAGUCGUAAAAUCAGCACACACACACACUGUAUUUAUUAUUAUUAUUAUUUUUUGUAUCUAUGAAGCAAGCAGAAAAAAAAACACGCACCCCACCCUCCCCUAAAGCAAGCAAAACAAACACAAAAAUACAUACAAAACGAAACACGGACAGAAAAGAGAGAAAAAAACACAAAAGCUAGGAGGAGAAAAAGUAACCAACAUUUAUUUAAUUAUUUAUUUUUAUAUUAAAAUUAACGUUUAUUUAAAGCAAAACAACAAACAAUCAAAACUAAACUUUGAUGAAGCAAGAAAGAGAGAAGAAGAGAGAGAGAGGAUAGCGAAAUAUGAAAUGUUAGCGAGCUUCCAGUGAUGCGAGAAGAGAGGGACGAUGACGAAUUUUGAUUUCAUACGCAGACGUACACAAAUACACAAAGCCCACAAACACACACACGCAUAAAACCAACCAACCAAUAUUCUCCUUUGUGUUUAUCUUCCUUAAUUAUUAGUAUGAUAUCAAGCAACAACUAUACUUUAUUAUUUUUAAUUUAUUUUAUUUAUUUUUUCCACUCUUGCUACUAUUUUUUGUUUCUUAAAAACACCGACAGAAAAAAAAACUCAAACGAGCUGAAGCAAAAAAAGAAACGAAACUGAAGGUUAUAUUCUUUGUAUACUUUGUAGUAAUUUAUAAUAUUUGAAAAGCAUAAAAAAGUCAUGAAUCGCUUAAUUACACACGCACGUGCAAACACACGUGCAGAAAGCAAAAAUUACCCCUUGUUUAUAUGAAAAUUGCGAAAACUAUUUGGUCAACACCAGAAAGUGCCUUAUCUGAGAGCUCAAUCCAAGUAGGCUCUGCCCGCGCAACCCCCGCGCUUACUACGAGUCAUGUACAGGUUUUAGCAUUCGAGUCAACUUCAUUUUCAAGCGCAACGCGCGGGAGAGCGAGAGAGGAAGGAGCCUACUUUGAUGAGUUUUUGUACAUUUGAAAUUGCUUAAAAAAAGGGUGAAACAAAAUCCUCUAGCUUUGUAAGGUGAUAUGAUUCUUCCAACGAUACUUCCAACUUUUUUAUACAUUAAAUGAUUAUUGCGAAAAAGAAAAACAAAAACAGAACUGUGUAUAGAGAAACAAACAAA